Molecule: messenger RNA, 3014 nt
Organism: Malurus melanocephalus (red-backed fairy wren)
Lineage: Eukaryota; Metazoa; Chordata; Aves; Passeriformes; Maluridae
Gene: APLP2
Product: amyloid beta precursor like protein 2
Exons: 18
Coding region: 67-2328 (753 amino acids)
Biological process (GO): axonogenesis; central nervous system development
Cellular component (GO): membrane
Molecular function (GO): heparin binding; serine-type endopeptidase inhibitor activity; transition metal ion binding
Source: RefSeq, a predicted model, not a curated record
UGGCCUGGCGAGGAGGGUCCCCGCGGGGGCGCUGCGGCCGCAAUCGCAUUCGGGCGGCGGCGGGUGAUGGCGGCGGCGAUGGGUUCCGCUGUCUUCCUUCUCCUGGCGCUMCUCGGGCCCAUGGCCGCACUCGCCGGAUACAUCGAGGCCCUGGCAGCCAGUGCUGGGACAGGAUUUGCGGUGGCAGAGCCUCAGAUUGCCAUGUUCUGUGGGAAGCUAAAUAUGCAUGUGAACAUCCAGACAGGGAAAUGGGAACCUGAUCCUUCCGGGACUAAGAGCUGCUUUGGAAGAAAGGAGGAGAUUCUGCAAUAYUGCCAGGAGAUGUACCCAGACCUUCAGAUCACCAAUGUGGUGGAAGCCAACCAGCCUGUCASCAUUGAUAGCUGGUGCAAGCGUGGCAAGAAGCUGUGCAAGGACCACCCUCACAUCGUCGUGCCCUACAAGUGCCUGGUGGGUGAGUUUGUAAGCGAUGUCCUGCUGGUUCCUGAGAAGUGCCGGUUCUUCCACAAGGAGCGCAUGGAUGUGUGUGAAAGCCACCAGCACUGGCACACUGUGGCAAAGGAGGCCUGUCUGACAGAAGGGAUGAUCCUGCACAGCUAUGGSAUGCUGCUGCCCUGUGGAGUGGACCAGUUCCAYGGAACAGAAUAUGUGUGCUGUCCUCAGACUAAGGUUGUGGAUGAGGCUCUGUCCAAAGAGGAAGAGGAUGAGGACGAYGAUGAAGAYUAUGACCUUUACAAGAGUGAGUUCCCUACAGAGGCAGGUGUAGAAGACUUCACAGGAACAGCUGUGGAAGAAGAUGAGGAUGAGGAUGAUGAAGGGGAAGAGGAGGAGGACGUGGUGGAAGACCGUGAUUACUACUAUGACAGCUACAAAGUUGAUGACUAYAAUGAAGAGACCCCCACUGAGCCCAGCAGCGACAAGGCUGUGGCUGAAAAAGAAGUGAGCAGCGACAUGAAAUCUGUCUGCUCCCAGGAGGCCAUGACAGGGCCCUGCCGGGCUGUGAUGCCUCGUUGGUACUUCGAUCCUAACAAGAGAAAAUGCAUUCGCUUUAUAUAUGGAGGCUGCGGAGGCAACAGGAACAAUUUUGAGUCAGAGGAGUAUUGUAUGGCUGUGUGUAAAAAGAUGAUGCCAACUGAUGAUGUGGAUGUCUACUUUGAAACCCCUGCUGAUGACAAUGAGCAUGCCCGCUUCCAGAAGGCCAAGGAGCAGCUGGAGGUCAGGCACCACAACCGCAUGGACCGGGUGAAAAAGGAAUGGGAGGAAGCUGAGCACCAGGCUGUAAAUCUCCCCAAGGCAGAAAGGCAGACUCUGAUCCAGCACUUCCAGGCUAUGGUGAAAUCUCUGGAGAAAGAAGCAGCAAGUGAGAAGCAGCAGCUGGUGGAGACUCACCUGGCUCGUGUGGAAGCCAUGCUGAACGAUCGGCGUCGCAUUGCCCUGGAGAACUACCUGGCUGCCCUGCAGGCUGACCCACCACGUCCCCACCGCAUCCUGCAGGCYCUGAAGCGCUACGUCCGUGCCGAGAACAAGGACCGGCUGCACACCAUCCGCCACUACCAGCACGUCCUGGCAGUGGAUCCCGAGAAGGCUGCUCAGAUGAAAUCCCAGGUGAUGACACAUCUUCAUGUGAUUGARGAGCGGAUGAAUCAAAGCUUGUCUCUGCUCUACAAGGUGCCAUAUGUAGCUGAAGAAAUCCAGGAUGAGAUUGAUGAGCUGCUUCAGGAGCAACGUGCAGACAUGGAUCAGUUCACAUCCUCCAUUUCUGAGUCCCAGGUGGAUGUCAGAGUGAGCUCUGAGGAGAGUGAAGAAAUUCCACUGGAUGGCAAACCUUUCCGCCCAUUCCAGGUGAAAACCUUCCCAGCCGUGCCUGAAAGUGAAGAUCCUCAGCCGGAUUUGUACCAUCCAAUGAAAAAAGGUUCUGGCAUGACCGAGCUGGACGGGCUGAUUGGUGCUGAAGAAAAAGUGAUUAACAGCAAGAACAAGGUGGAUGAAAAUGUGGUAAUUGAUGAAACCCUUGAUGUGAAGGAGAUGAUUUUCAAUGCGGAGCGUGUCGGAGGGCUGGUGGAUGAGCCGGAUAAUGACAACUCCCUCCGUGAUGACUUCAGCUUCAGCAGCAGUGCCCUUAUUGGGCURUUGGUGAUUGCUGUUGCCAUAGCUACUGUUAUAGUCAUCAGCUUGGUGAUGCUGAGGAAGAGGCAGUAUGGGACCAUCAGCCAUGGAAUUGUGGAGGUUGACCCRAUGCUCACCCCUGAGGAGCGGCAUCUGAGCAAGAUGCAAAACCAUGGCUAUGAGAAUCCCACUUACAAAUACCUGGAGCAGAUGCAGAUAUAAAAGAGAUGAAGAUAGACUAGCCCUGAUGGGAUAAGCUGCGGGGCGAAGGGCCAAAGUGGUCCAGUGUUUGGAUCAACUACUGACCAACAGUUGCUUCAAGAGGACUUCAUCUUACAUUCAGAACUCCUGGAUCAUUAAGACUAUAAUUACUACUGUAGAGUUGCAAUUUCCAUUCUUUUAAAUGGGUGAAGAAAUGAUAAUAUAACAAUAUGAUAUAUAAAUCUCCUUAAAUGGGAAAAAUGGAUCUAUUGCAGAUGUUUGACUGAGAUGUAGUUUUCUUUUUUUUUUUUAAUAAUCUGAAAAAUACCAGUUCUGUUGUACUGUUGUCUGAUACAAGCUCUAUAUAUAUAAAAAUGGGAAAUGCUGAUUUUUAUUUCUGAUAGACCACCUGUAUAUUGAGGGUCGUUUGUAUCAGCCCACCUUGGAAAAAGGAGACAGUUGUGGCUCUUCACAUUUUGGCUUUUAUAUAUAAAGCAGUAUUCUUUUUUYCYUUUUUUUUAAGUGAAUUUCACUGGGAGUUGCAAAGAGAUUAAUUUAGGAGUAGGAGCUCUUACAGCAUAAGCAAGGAAACAAUUGGGAAUGGUAACUAACAAAAUUCCUUAUAAUGAGGAGAACAAAAAAAAAGAAAAAGAGAAAAAAAAAAAAGAAAAAACCCCAUCCUCAUAUGCCAGUGGUGUGCACCCUGC